Messenger RNA from Cokeromyces recurvatus, 1587 nucleotides. Its product is annotated as ATP-dependent RNA helicase DHH1. Lineage: Eukaryota; Fungi; Mucoromycota; Mucoromycetes; Mucorales; Mucoraceae. The coding region runs from base 99 to 1514 and encodes 471 amino acids. The transcript has 4 exons. Gene Ontology annotation, molecular function: ATP binding; RNA helicase activity; mRNA binding. Gene Ontology annotation, biological process: cytoplasmic stress granule assembly; P-body assembly. Gene Ontology annotation, cellular component: cytoplasmic stress granule; P-body. The record is from RefSeq and is a predicted model, not a curated record.
AUUUUUUUUUCUUAUUUUUUUUUAUAUUAAUAUUAAUACAAAAUACAUCUACAUAGUUUGUAUAUAUCUACUUCUUUAUUUUAUAGUAUUUCUAAAAAAUGGCCUUUGAACAACAGCAGUUAAGCCAUGAAAAUGACAAUUGGAAAAAGGAUCUCGUUCUUCCUAAAAAAGAUACGAGACCUCAAACAGAGGAUGUAACAGCUACAAAAGGGAAUGAAUUUGAAGAUUACUUUUUAAAAAGAGAAUUAUUGAUGGGCAUCUUUGAGGCUGGUUUUGAGCGACCUUCGCCUAUUCAAGAAGAAGCUAUUCCUAUUGCCCUUACUGGACGUGAUAUUUUAGCCAGAGCCAAGAAUGGAACGGGCAAAACAGCAGCUUUUGUCAUUCCUACAUUGGAAAAAAUAAAUUCAAAGAAAUCAAAGAUUCAAGCUUUAUUGCUCGUUCCUACACGUGAACUAGCUCUUCAGACAGCUCAAGUAUGUAAAACAUUAGGCAAACAUCUUAAUAUUCAAGUGAUGGUGACUACAGGUGGUACAACACUUAAAGAUGAUAUUAUGCGUCUUGGUGAAGUAGUUCAUAUCGUUGUAGGUACUCCUGGUCGUAUUCUUGAUUUAGCCUCAAAGAAUGUUGCAGAUUUUAGUGAAGCUACUACAUUUGUGAUGGACGAAGCUGAUAAACUUUUAUCACCUGAAUUUACACCUAUUAUUGAUCAACUCAUCAGUUUUUUCCCCAAGGAUAGACAGAUCAUGUUAUUUAGUGCUACUUUUCCUAUGAUUGUUAAAAACUUUAAGGACAAAUAUCUUGUUAAGCCUUAUGAAAUUAAUUUAAUGGAUGAAUUGACUCUUAGAGGCGUUACUCAAUAUUAUGCUUAUGUAGAAGAAAGACAGAAAGUGCACUGUUUAAAUACUUUAUUCUCUAAGCUUCAAAUUAAUCAAUCUAUUAUUUUCUGUAAUUCUACAAAUCGAGUCGAACUUUUGGCAAAGAAAAUUACAGAAUUGGGAUAUUCAUGCUUUUAUUCACAUGCUAAAAUGUUACAAAGUCAUCGUAACCGAGUAUUUCAUGACUUUAGAAAUGGUGUAUGCCGUAACUUGGUUUGUUCUGACUUAUUAACGCGUGGUAUUGAUAUCCAAGCCGUCAAUGUAGUUAUUAACUUUGAUUUCCCAAAAAAUGCUGAAACUUAUUUGCAUCGUAUUGGUCGUUCUGGUCGUUUUGGUCACUUGGGUUUAGCUAUCAAUUUGAUUACUUAUGAAGAUCGAUUUAACCUUUACAAGAUUGAAAGAGAAUUAGGUACAGAAAUUCAACCUAUUCCACCUGUUAUUGACAAAAAUCUAUAUGUUGCACCUAAUGCACUUGAGGAUGCACAAAUUCAACAACCCAAUCGCCAACAAGCUUUAGCUACACGACAACAACAACAGCAACAAGAUAGGAAUGAACAAUCGUCACAUAAUUACCAAAAUAAUAGAGGGCGUCGUUAUUAUCAAAAUAACAGAAAUCAGCCAUCUUCUUCAAGAUCAUAAAAAAAAAAAAUUGAUUACUUUCAACUGUAAAUAAGUUUAGAAGGUCACCUCCUCCCUUUCUUUCCUUUUCCUU